Messenger RNA from Rhododendron vialii, 1791 nucleotides. Its product is annotated as AAA-ATPase At3g50940-like. Gene Ontology annotation, molecular function: ATP hydrolysis activity; ATP binding. The transcript has 3 exons. The record is from RefSeq and is a predicted model, not a curated record. Bases 124 to 1626 code for a protein of 500 amino acids. Lineage: Eukaryota; Viridiplantae; Streptophyta; Magnoliopsida; Ericales; Ericaceae.
GAGUAAAGUACUGGUUGGACUUGGGAGCAUUUGUACUCCAUUGUCUCAGGAUUUCUUCAUCAUCAUCAAAAAUAAAAAGAAAAAAACCAUCUCGAUCCAGUAGUACUACUACCCUCAUCAACCAUGUUUUUUUUCCUAAAAAAUAUGCCUUCCCCAUCAUCAGUGUUCUCAGCCUAUGCAUCCCUAUCGGCUUCAUUUCUCUUGUUCCAAACCGUGUUCAACCAAUUCUUACCCAAUAAAGCCCAACAAUUCAUCCUCUCAGCAGUCCAGUACUAUCUAAGCCCUCAAUUGUCAAGUAAUGUAACCCUAAUCAUUGAAGAAAACAUCAAUGGUUUGACUAGAAAUGAACUUUUUGAAGCUUCUGAAACCUACUUGUUCACAAAGGUCACCUCCUCCAGUGCUGAAAAGCUCAAGGUUAGCAAAGGCUCCAGGGACCAAAACUUCACCACCAGAUUCGCACAAUGUGAGCAGAUCUUUGAUUCUUUUGGUGGAAUGGAGCUUAAAUGGAGAUUUCAUUGCCAAGAGUCCCAGAAAGACUGGAAAAGUGAAGAUGAUCGAGCGUCCGAAAGGCAGUACUGGUUUGAGCUGAGUUUCCACAAGGAACACAGAGACAAGGUGUUGGAGUCAUAUUUGGGUUUCAUUCUCUCAAAAGCCAAAGCCCUGAAGAACGAAAAGAAGGUUGUGAAACUAUACACCCUAGCACAAUGCUCAACGUAUGGAGUAGCAAAAUGGGACAGCAUCAACUUCGAACACCCAUCGAAUUUCAACACACUCGCCAUGGACCCAGAUAUGAAGAGGCAUAUAAUCGAAGAUCUGGAUAGGUUCGUGCGAAGGAAGGAGUUUUACAAGAAAGUGGGUAAGGCUUGGAAACGAGGCUACUUGCUGUACGGGCCACCGGGAACGGGGAAAUCGAGUCUCAUUGCUGCCAUGGCUAAUUACCUCAAGUUUGAUGUCUACGAUUUGCAACUAUCCGACCUCAAUUCUGAUUCCUACUUGAGGAAAGUGUUGCUGGCCACCACCAAUAGGUCUAUCCUUGUCAUCGAAGAUAUUGACUGCAGCGUGGACCUCACUGCAAACACACAGUUCCAGUGCGUGGCUCCUGGGGGUCACGGUGGUGAACUACAGUUGACGCUCUCAAGCCUAUUGAACUUCAUAGAUGGUCUUUGGUCAAGCUGCGGAGACGAACGCAUCAUCAUAUUCACCACCAACCACAAAGACCGGCUCGACCCUGCCCUAUUGCGCCCUGGUCGUAUGGACAUGCACAUUCACAUGUCUUAUUGCACUUUUCAAGGAUUCAAGCUCCUAGCCUCCAAUUACCUCGACAUUAAUAACCACCACGGGUCGUUCGGCCAAAUAGAAGGAUUGAUGGAGAACACAGAGGUUACCCCAGCCGAAGUAGCAGAAGAAUUAAUGAAGAGUGAGGAUGCUGAUAUUGCGCUCUCCGGAGUUGUCAAUUUCCUCAAGCGCAAGAAGAUGGAAGCCAACAGUACUGCUGAUACCAAGGAAGAAAAAAGUAGUGCCAUUGACGUCGUGGAAGCAAAGAGGAUGAAAUUGGAGGAUGUUAUGAGGAAUUCUGGUAGAAAGAUUGGGAGAGGUGUUGUAAGAAGAAAGUGUCGCCAACGUUAGCUAAUGAAUAAAUUAAGAAAUUAAUGAGUUCACGCCAACGCUAAGAUUGUCCGUUCCACCAAGGCUAGAAAAUUUGGUUACAUUAAUGUAACUUUAAUUAUAUUUACCACUUAAUCCUCUCGUACGGUUUAAUUAGGAAUGCAUUUCAUAUAUAUUUCCAUUGCA